Messenger RNA from Suillus subaureus, 791 nucleotides. RefSeq lists its product as uncharacterized. The transcript has 6 exons. The record is from RefSeq and is a predicted model, not a curated record. Bases 1 to 534 code for a protein of 177 amino acids. NCBI's taxonomy places the organism in Eukaryota, Fungi, Basidiomycota, Agaricomycetes, Boletales, Suillaceae.
AUGCUCAAAACUACGUGGAUACAUUUGUGGAUGACAGAUCUUCUCGGAGGACGCUGCACUGAAGCUUGGCUGAGUAGGCGAUUCAAGAAAUCUAUCCCUUCUCUUGAGGAUAUUGUACAGGUAUAUCAAGAAGUCCUCAAGGUACCUCGCUUCGGUUCUCGGUCCUCAGUGAGACUUAUCUUACCCAACCCAGUGCCUCUUUUGCUUGAGACUCUCGAAGGCGUGCAGUACGAACACAAGGAUCACCGGAAGCUCAUAGAUGAAAUUUAUACCAAGCCUUUCCAGACUGUCAAUAAUCUCGUCAAAUAUGGCGAGAUGAUCGAGUCAACGCUAGAUCUCAAAAAUCAUAAUUACGCGAUCAAGCCUGGCUAUGAUGAGCGUCUGCAAGCUCUGGCAGAUAAACUUGUGGAGAUCUGGGAUGGUCUUGCUGCCGAACAUUCAUCGUGCAACCGACAAGGAUCUCGAUCUCGACAAGAAGCUGCACCUCGAGAACUCCCAGAAUUAUGGAUACUGCUUCAGGUUGACGAAAAAUGACGCGAAAGUCAUCAUGCGGAACAGCAGAUAUAUCGAACUCGGGACUGUGAAGAACGGAGUUUACUUUACGACCGAGUAGCGGAAAGCAGUUUCCACGGACCAUCAAGAGACUACGUAUGAAUAUCAGCGGACGCAGAGCGGGUUGGUGAGGGAAGUUGUCAGCAUCACAUCAACAUAUACUCCGGUACUAGAGAAUCUUGACCACAUCAUUACACACCUAGACGUUAUCCUCCGGUGAGCCCCGUGAUUGAAGCCUG